Molecule: messenger RNA, 1859 nt
Organism: Chelonia mydas (Green sea turtle)
Lineage: Eukaryota; Metazoa; Chordata; Testudines; Cheloniidae
Gene: CRH
Product: corticotropin releasing hormone
Exons: 2
Coding region: 849-1373 (174 amino acids)
Biological process (GO): negative regulation of epinephrine secretion; positive regulation of cortisol secretion; negative regulation of glucagon secretion
Cellular component (GO): extracellular region
Molecular function (GO): corticotropin-releasing hormone activity
Source: RefSeq, a predicted model, not a curated record
AACAGCUAAGUGUGUUAAGAUAUUCAACUGGAGAUUUGUACCUCGGACCUCUCAUCUUCAGAUAGCGAUGGGAAACCUUCUUGGUAAAAUAUCACUUCAGGGUCCUUUAUCGGGACUUUUCUAUGGGGGUGUUGUACUUGUUCUUACAUAUAGAUUGGUACUGGGGAUGAGUUGUGUUGGCAAUAGAGCAAACUCUGUCUCUAGUUCAUUCUGACUAUAACUUCGCUCGGGAAGGGAUCGGGAGGUUGACAAAGCCAGGCUGCAAGCUCUGAAUCUGAUUAGCAGCCUUGCCCGGCUCUGGAUCCGGGCUGACGGCAGGUACUUCUCAGGCGGGACUCGAGUGGAAAGUUUUCUACCCGCUUGGCCUUUCAUAGUAAAAAGUCGGUCGCUGUUGCUUUCAGCUCCCGUUGGGAAAUCUCAUUCAAGGAUUUUUGUCAAUGGGAGAGCGCCCUGCUCCGCUCCCCCGACCCAGCUCCGGCUGACGUCACCAAGGAGGCGAUAAGUAUCUGUUGAUAUAAUUGGAUGUGAGAUUCUGGGUUGCGAUAGCACAACUCGGCCCAUCGCUGCUCCGAAAGGGCCCCCAUGAUUUAUUCAGCAGUGGAUCGGGGCACGCAAUCGAGCUGUCAAGAAAGCGUCAGCUUAUUAGGCAAGGGCUGCGUGAUUCCAGAAGCGGGUCUACGCUAUAAAAAUCACGCACCCGGGCGCUGAUUAGGAGAAAAUCUGAUCACAAGUUGGGGAAGAGACGACACGGGCAGAGUGACAGCGGGACCUCGGCAAGCCCCCGGCCCGGACCGCCUUCACCUGCCCUGGGACCCGGCCGCGGCAUCUCCAAGAUCUGGGCGUUGAUCAUGAAGCUCCAGCUGUUGGUCUCCACAGGGAUCCUGCUGGUUGCUCUCCUGCCCCGCCAUGAGUGCAGAGCCCUCCGCGGGAGCCCCCCCGCCGCCGCCAGCGCGCCGCUGCCGCCGGAUGCCCUCCCGCCGCCGCCGCCGAGCCUGCCCGUGCUGCUCCGCAUGGGAGAAGAGUAUUUCCUGCGGCUGGGCAGCCUCCACCGGAGCCCCGCCGCCUCCUCCUUCGCCCCCAGCAGCAGCCGCCUCCCGCCGGGCGCCCGGGCCACCAACUUUUUCCGAGCCGCGGGGCAGCCGCCGCCGCCGCUCCCCGAGCGCUCGCCCGAGCCUGCGGCGGGCCCCGGGGAGGGGGAAGCCAAGAGCCUGCCCCGGGAGGCGAUGGCGAGGGGGAAGCGAUCUGAGGAGCCCCCGAUCUCCCUGGAUCUGACUUUCCACCUCCUCCGAGAAGUCUUGGAAAUGGCCAGAGCCGAACAGUUAGCCCAGCAGGCUCACAGCAACAGGAAACUGAUGGAGAUCAUCGGGAAAUGAAGCGGCCGCGCCUUGCCAAAGAGAUCCUGCAGUCGGCACAACAUUAUACAGUAUUAUAUACCAUAGUGCUGCUCUGGCGUCAUCUCUGUAUUUUUAUAUAGCUUUAAACAUAGAGGGUGUGCACUGGCCAGAGCCCACGUCCCUUGGUUAGCAUGCCCAGCCGUGUAUCCCCGUGCAGUGACGAGACAAGUGUCAUUCGUAACUUGCCCGCCUUUAUGUUUCCAUUUCGAAGUUAUUCUAGUGACAUCGCUACUUUAGGAUGGGGACAGCGGAAGAAAGGGUUCAAAGCAGCCUUUGGACAAGAGAGAGACUUUUCUUGUGGGGAAAGGUGUGUGUUUGUGUGUGUGUGUCGGGGGGGGGGGGGAUCUCUGUAAGCUACUGCGAGUAACUUUUUCCUGUACCAUUUCCGUAAUAAAACAUCUUUUCAGCGCUCGGUCAAUUUUGGUGUGUAAGAGAAUGUUUAAUAUUUAUAUUUUUAAUAAAAGC